Psammomys obesus (fat sand rat) is the source of this 788-nucleotide messenger RNA. RefSeq names its product POU domain, class 6, transcription factor 2-like. The transcript is spliced from 3 exons. The record is from RefSeq and is a predicted model, not a curated record. Lineage: Eukaryota; Metazoa; Chordata; Mammalia; Rodentia; Muridae. Gene Ontology annotation, molecular function: DNA-binding transcription factor activity, RNA polymerase II-specific; RNA polymerase II cis-regulatory region sequence-specific DNA binding. The annotation marks the transcript as partial. Gene Ontology annotation, biological process: regulation of transcription by RNA polymerase II.
GUCCCGCUUCUGCAAUGGUAUUAAUGAGGAAAUAAGGGAAGGGCUAGAGGCUGCCAGAUGUGCAGAUCCUCAAACGGCAGCAGGUGAGGUGGACGGGGUUAAUCUGGAGGAGAUCCGAGAAUUUGCCAAAGCUUUUAAAAUACGACGCCUGUCCCUUGGCCUGACACAGACUCAGGUGGGGCAAGCCCUCAGUGCCACAGAGGGCCCCGCCUACAGCCAGUCGGCCAUCUGCAGGUUUGAAAAGCUGGACAUCACCCCUAAAAGUGCCCAGAAGAUCAAGCCGGUGCUUGAGCGGUGGAUGGCUGAGGCUGAGGCCCGCCAUCGGGCAGGUAUGCAGAACCUCACGGAGUUCAUUGGGAGUGAGCCAUCCAAAAAGCGCAAGCGGCGCACCUCCUUCACACCCCAGGCCCUUGAGGUCCUCAAUGCCCACUUUGAGAAGAACACACACCCCUCAGGGCAGGAAAUGACCGAGAUUGCUGAGAAGCUAAACUAUGACCGGGAAGUAGUUAGAGUUUGGUUCUGCAAUAAGAGACAAGCUCUGAAGAACACAAUUAAGCGUUUAAAACAGCACGAGCCCACCUCUGCGGUCCCCCUGGAGCCCUUAGCAGACUCUCCAGAAGAAAACUGCUAGGCACACCCGCUCACGGUUAGAAGGAAGCACCACAGAAACUAACCACUACCGUGAGUCUCCACAAGAAAGAAGGAAAGGAGGAAAAGAAGAAAAGAGGAUUUAAAGACACCCCCAGUCAUCAUCUCCCUUGUAUGUAAAAGACUGAAAAACAAAACUA